GCGACAAUAAUGUUGAACUUCAUGUGCGGCGUUGUUCUUGUGACCUUGACGGUGAUGAUGACCUUCAUUCCAAUCACCCGCGAUGUGGCUUUGAAAUUGGUGUAUCUUUUCAGGCUCGCUCCGCCAUUCGCUGCAGGAAAUGGGCUCUUGAAUGUCGUCUUCACGGACUUCUUUUCGUCGCUGGAUCAGAAACAAUACACACCAUACUCGUUGAACAUCGCCGGGUACUCUAUGAUCUACAUGAGUGUGGAGACUGUAGUAUAUUUCGUCCUGGUCUUGUGGGUCGAGUACUUGAUCCGUCGUCCUACCGUAUCGAAGCUUUUAGAGGGCGGCUCUUCGUCGAUGGCUGCGAAGGACUGCUCUGGAAAAGACGAAGCCGUGCUGGAGGAGGAGAAUCGCGUGCGUCGCGAGGCAACGAUAGACACAAUGAAAGCGGGAGGGGAUGUCGUGGUGAUCAAGGACAUGACCAAGACGUAUCGUGGCGGGAAACUAGCUGUGAGGGGCAUGUCUCUUGGCAUCCCUAAUGGGGAGUGCUUCGGUCUGCUUGGUGUGAACGGUGCAGGCAAAACGACCACGCUGAGCAUUCUGACGGCUGAGUUCCCGCCGUCGUCAGGGCAGGUGUGGCUUGGCGGGUACGACAUCGCUGACAACCCGGAAGUGGUUCGCCGCCUGGUAGGGUACUGUCCUCAGUUCGACGCUCUUUUCGAUCUGCUGACUGGUCAGGAGCAUUUGGAGCUGUACGCCCGUGUGAAGGGGUUGAGCGAGGCGCAAGUGAAGACGGUGGUAGCGCGGAAAGUAAUGGAGAUGGACUUGGUGGAAUUUGCGAACCGGAACGCUACGACUUACUCGGGAGGCAACAGGCGCAAGCUGAGCGUGGCCAUGGCUAUGAUCGGCUCUCCUCAGAUCGUGAUUCUGGAUGAGCCUAGCUCUGGAAUGGACGCUGUGGCUCGUCGCUUCAUGUGGAAGGUCAUCAGCGACAUCACGACAAAGCGGGGCGAAUGCUGUGUGAUCCUCACGACACACAGCAUGGAGGAAUGUGAGGCGCUGUGCACACGCAUCGGCAUAAUGGUGGGAGGCCGCUUCCGGUGCAUGGGGUCUGCGCAGCAUCUCAAGUCGCGAUACGGGAUGGGCUACCAGCUAGAAAUCUCCGUCGCAUUGCCACGUGGGGAGAUUGUACCGGCCAGUGACGACGAGGACAGUGGGGACGAGACAGAGGGCAAACGAAUGGUCCUGCCGGCGGACGACACCUUUUUGGCUCGCCUCGAAGGCGCGGCGGCACGUCUCUCAACGGAGCGCUUCACUAUGCCGCAGCUAGAGAUAGCUCUAGCAGCUAUCGACAAGGCAGCGUGGCUUGAGGUUAUCUCACCGACGGGCACUGGAGCAGAUGUAUGGCAAACGGUGACGGCUUCAGGUAGUAUAGGUGUGCGGGAGUUUGCUGGUUGGUGCUCGUUGGAGGACCGUAUGGAGAGUAUUUUGAGGUUUAUAAUGGACAACUACCCCGAUGCCGUCCUGCGAGAGCGCCAAGGCACCAAGGUUCGCUUCGAGAUUCCGUCCAAGGACACAAAUACAGGGGCGGCUCGCAAGCUCUCUGAGAUGUUCGGCUUGAUCGAAGAUAACAAAGGGAGAUUGCAUGUAGAGGACUAUUCGGUAUGUCAAACGUCCUUGGAGCAGAUCUUCAAUUUCUUUGCCGGGCAACAGGAGGAAGAGAAGGGUCCUGCAGCAGGAAUCAUCAGGGAUUUGAAGUCCUCGCUGGGCGUCACUAUCGAAGAUAAGAAGGGUACUUCGACAGCUCCCACGUGUGUCGGGGGCGGCUCGAAGGUCCUCCCUGCAGCGGCAAUCAUUUAAAUCUCAUUAAUAUUUUCUUCAUUCAGAAGAGGCAGCAAAUACUUGCCAGCUCUUCACUUUGUCUUUUUGAGUCAACAAGACGCAAUCUGAUUUGUCAAACGCAGGUGAGUCAGGCAAUGUAUGUUGCUGGUAGGGUCGAGAUAUAUCAAUACGAAGAGAUCAGAUGUCGCAUGAAUGGUCUUGCCGUGCCGUGCCAGCUGGACACGGUUAGGAAAGGAACAAGUUGAUCUCUUUUUGAUUCUUCUGAUACCCUCUAGUAAUAAAAGUAAGGGUUAUCUGAGGAGCAAUGGUUCACGAUGCAAAUCUUUGCAGCGUUAUAUAGGUGACAUUAUCAAGGGUUUUUAGGUGAGGGAUUCAGACAGAGCGAAGAGGCCCUUGACGUGCUAUACACGAUGUACGAUAAAAUUGCUUCAGAAGAUAGGAUCCUGAAGGAUUUUUGUAAGACACUAUAGGAAUACAAAUUUACACAGCUAAAACAGUACGAGGAAGGACCAGGCUCCGCAGGAGGAUUCCGUUGUGAACAACCGGAAAAAAGAUAUAUGAUCCUUCAAGUAUCUGGGAAUAGUCGGCCACAGUGAGCAAAAGAGUCAAAGAAAGAUCGAUACGUGGAAUACAAAUGCAAUUGU
Molecule: messenger RNA, 2471 nt
Organism: Nannochloropsis gaditana CCMP526
Gene: ABC-2.AB.A
Product: antibiotic transport system ATP-binding protein
Exons: 1
Biological process (GO): transmembrane transport; lipid transport
Cellular component (GO): membrane; intracellular membrane-bounded organelle
Molecular function (GO): ATP binding; lipid carrier activity; ATP hydrolysis activity
Source: RefSeq, a predicted model, not a curated record